CAGCGCGGUCCCCCGCAGACCGCACCUCCCGCUGGGAGGCUGUGACAGUGACUGUCCUGCUCGGUCAGGGAGAAAUAGCUCCGCAGCUCACCAUGCACAGAGCUUACCAGCCCCUGAAGCCUUCCACCAACAAAUAUAUACAGCAGAAGUGGGACCAGAGCAACUAUGAACAGCACAGGAGAAAGGUCAGCACGGCUGUGCCUGUGGUGGACACCAAAGGCAUCCGGACUCCGGCUCACAUGGCGCUGAAACUAAAAAAGCGGCAGUUGGAGCAGGAGAGGCUGACCAUCAUUGAGAGGGACAAUCAGCACCUGUCCUCCAAGCUGGCGGACAUCAUGAGCUCUAAGGGAUACGUGGACGACAGGAACGACUAUCCUGAGCGCAGCCUUAAUGCGGCCAGACGGAUGGAGCAGAUGCGGCUGGUGACCCAUCAGAACCAGGCCAUCCUGCAGCGCAUCAGGAGCCAGCAAUCUGAGUACCGCCGGCGAAACUGGGAGGAGCACUGGGAGCAGGCAGAGUGCCGGCGAGAUGACAUCGCCCGCUACCCUCGCGGCCUGACCAAUCAGCAGAGACCCAGGAGGAAGGUGCUUUUGGGGACCAGAGAGAGACGGGAUACAAGCAGCGAGUCCGCUUCUCGUCAGCUGUCCUCGGAGACCAGCGGUGGCAUGUCUAGCCGGACCCAGUCGGAACUCGCAGAAUCCCCAUCACCAUGACGAUGGGUGACAGUCGUCAUCUGAGGCAGCCAUGAUGAAUUAAUAAUGAUCCGUCACUUGCUGAUUGGGUUUUUGAUUCAGCAUUUUCUUUUUACAAUAAAUUUACUGUGUCAUAUAAAUGACUGGCAUCCUUUCC
Messenger RNA from Brienomyrus brachyistius, 849 nucleotides. RefSeq lists its product as uncharacterized. Lineage: Eukaryota; Metazoa; Chordata; Actinopteri; Osteoglossiformes; Mormyridae. Bases 93 to 713 code for a protein of 206 amino acids. The record is from RefSeq and is a predicted model, not a curated record. The transcript is spliced from 5 exons.